This is a messenger RNA of Mycosarcoma maydis (corn smut), 990 nucleotides long. RefSeq lists its product as uncharacterized. The record is from RefSeq and is a predicted model, not a curated record. The coding region runs from base 1 to 990 and encodes 329 amino acids. The transcript has a single exon. Gene Ontology annotation, cellular component: cytosol. Gene Ontology annotation, biological process: regulation of pentose-phosphate shunt; fructose 2,6-bisphosphate metabolic process; fructose 1,6-bisphosphate metabolic process. NCBI's taxonomy places the organism in Eukaryota, Fungi, Basidiomycota, Ustilaginomycetes, Ustilaginales. Gene Ontology annotation, molecular function: fructose-2,6-bisphosphate 2-phosphatase activity.
AUGCAACAAAAUGCCAUCCUCACAUUGAUCCGACAUGCCGAGACUACCGGCAACCUGAACCGUUUGCUUCAAGGCGUCACCGAUUCGCCCAUCACCGUUUUCGGCCAAGCUCAGAUCGAUGCCCUCGCCUACACAUGGUCCACCACUCUUCCUACAGUAAACAAAGCAACAAGCAUCGAAGCGAGCGCUGGAAAGCAGCCUCGGGUAUCCCAUCUCGAUCUGCCACCGCCAACACUGAUUGUAUGCAGUCCUAUCGGCAGAGCACGAAAGACAGCCGAAGCUGUGCAUCGAGCUUGCACGUCAGACCAAGGCCAGAACGCCGGUGUGCUAGAGGAGGCAAUUGCAGAAGGGUCAAGAGUGCAGCUAGCUACUGACACAAGCUCGGGACCGGGACUGGUGUUGAUUGUCGAUGCAGGAUUGGCGGAAAAGGAUUUUGGAUAUAAAGAGUCCACUCGCCGAGGUGUCCACGUACCCGGCUAUCCUAAAGGCCAUGGCUGUGGAGAGUCUCGCUCCGACUUCGCCACAAGAGUUCACAAAGUAGGCUUGGAGUGGCUCAACGCUGCCUCCGCUCUGGCCUCCUCGUCCCAGGAACAGCCAGUACGUAUUCCACACAUUCUCCUUGUCUCUCACGGUAUGUGGAUCUCCACUUUUCUAGCGACGCAUCCUCCGACCACAAUCACACAGGUUUCGGGUCAACCAAGGUCUCUUCCCUUUGCUUCCAAUACGGGCAUGUUUAGUCUCAAAGUACAAGCUCGGCUUUCGAGCACAGAGACAGUAACAGCUCUGGCCAGACCUGGGACGGAGUUAUUCAGAGCCAAUGACAUCCGACAUCUCGAACAUGUCAAACGACAAAAGGGAGGCAUUGGAAGAGGCGCCUUUGAUGGCAAACAGUUGAAGCUCAGUGCUUUCUUUGCAAAGCCAACGAAUCAGGCGGAUCAAAACGGAGAGGAGGAUUCUUGCUCCCCUCCGACAAAACAGCGCAAGACGUAA